Dermacentor albipictus is the source of this 1124-nucleotide messenger RNA. RefSeq lists its product as uncharacterized. NCBI's taxonomy places the organism in Eukaryota, Metazoa, Arthropoda, Arachnida, Ixodida, Ixodidae. The record is from RefSeq and is a predicted model, not a curated record.
CUUUGAGCGUUGCGGUCACGCAAGCCUUCUGAUCUCCUACAAAGGUCCCUGAGCAGCUAGCAAUCGUACAUCGUGGCAGGACUUAGUCGACUUCUCGUACCGCAAGUUUAUUUAAAAAAAAAUAUUUGAGAAAAUGGCCAUCUACCCGGAGCCACCAAUAAGAGAUCUAAACUUACUCUAUGCGAUAGCAGAUGCAAGACGACAGAAGGGAGUGCAUAUUUACUUUGACGAGCCAUCAUCAAAGAAGCUCUCAUUCUCUACUCCAAUACAGAAAUGCAACUGCGGCCCCUACAUGUACAUCACGUUUGUUCUUCGAGCUCUUAAAGAUAACCCACGGUACAUCGUUGGAAUAAAAGAUGAUAAGGGCACCAAAGCAAUGGAAGCAGGAGUCUCAGGAACGCCCCUCUGUUUCAAGGCACGCACAAAAGACGGUACUUGGAAGGACGAUAAUUGUUCCCAGCAAACGUUUGUUGCGAAAAAGGACGACUUUCUUACCACCAAAUUUCUUAUCUUAAGUUACAGAACCUUCGGAAGAAGCAUUAAUCAAAUUGGGUACGAGCAAAAUGGCAUAGAAAUGGAAUGGUAUUCAACAAUUACCAGCACGGGCGCAGAAUUCCGCAGUGUGUACUGCAGCAAGGAUCUGUUUGAGAACGUCGAGCUCAGAGAGAUUCAUUUCGCGUAUAAAGGAAUAACGGAAGCCCUUGACCUGAGUAGUGAUUGGCAUUUACUGCGAAAGCAAAGCGUAUGUUUCAUAUCGUCUGGCGGCUACGCUGUCAUAAAAGGCCGCUUCAAGACAGAGAACACCAAAAUUAAAGGAAUAGCAAUGGGCAUUGGUAAGGGGCACCAGUAUAAGCAUAAUACAUACACCUACAACAACAGUGGGCCUGCUACUUUCGUGAUACAUGUAAGUGAUCUAAACAUCAUAGUCUCUGACACCAGGACGACACGGACAAUCACCACCAUAACGCCAGGUGAUGAUUUCGUGUAUCUCGCGUUCAUCAAUAUGGAAAUAGAAGACAUGGAGAUCCACUCUGGUCGCCGCCCUCAUGAUUGACUUAAUAGCACCAAUUCAAUGUUUUCGCAUUACGAUUUAUAAACGAUUAAAUAAAGUGGAAUCACCAGCU